AUGCCUCCCCGCCCCGCCCCACUAUUCUCUCGCCUGCGCUUCCGCCUCCCGACGUGCGCCGCUGUCCCCAUCUCCACCCCUCCAUCCUCCGCGGCGCCCCUGCGCUACGGCCGUCACACUCGCCUCGCUAGCCCCUUCCCUCUGUCCACACCUUGCCAGCGCGUCCUCCGUGCCGCCACCGCGGUCUCGUCGUCGCUGGAUCUGCGCUCGAUAGCCGGCGGGUUCGCACUGUUCAGCAUGGCUGCUGCCUCCUCCGCCACCUCCGUCCACGACUUCACCGUCAAGGAUGCUAGCGGGAAAGAUGUGGACCUUAACACCUACAAGGGGAAGGUUCUGCUCAUAGUCAAUGUUGCAUCUCAGUGUGGCUUGACCAAUUCCAACUACACAGAGCUGAGCCAGUUGUAUGAGAAGUACAAGGACCAGGGUUUUGGGAUCCUUGCUUUCCCAUGCAACCAGUUCGGUGGGCAGGAGCCUGGCACUAAUGAGGAGAUUGUCCAGUUUGCUUGCACUCGCUUCAAGGCUGAAUAUUCAAUUUUCGACAAGGUUGAUGUCAACGGCGACAAUACUGCACCCAUCUACAAGUUCCUGAAGUCCAGCAAAGGUAGUCUCUUUGGUGAGAACAUAAAAUGGAACUUCUCCAAGUUCUUGGUUGACAAAGAGGGGCAUGUUGUGGAGCGGUACGCACCAACAACUUCCCCACUGAGCAUCGAGAAGGACAUCAAGAAGCUACUAGGGAGUUCUUCAACCUUGUAA
Molecule: messenger RNA, 753 nt
Organism: Miscanthus lutarioriparius
Lineage: Eukaryota; Viridiplantae; Streptophyta; Magnoliopsida; Poales; Poaceae
Source: the annotation of a GenBank genome assembly